Messenger RNA from Bradysia coprophila, 1447 nucleotides. RefSeq names its product modifier of rpr and grim, ubiquitously expressed (gene morgue). The record is from RefSeq and is a predicted model, not a curated record. Gene Ontology annotation, molecular function: protein binding. NCBI's taxonomy places the organism in Eukaryota, Metazoa, Arthropoda, Insecta, Diptera, Sciaridae.
CCACCAUAAAAUUGGUUUUUUGACAUUUUGUACAAUCUCAGGGCAAACAAAAAAAAAAUGUCAUACACCACUUUGUCGAUUGUUUGUUUAUUUUGUGAAAGACAAUUGGCUUAAUUAAUCCAACCAAUCACCCAAUCCGAACAAAUUGAACACUUUUCCGUCAUCAAGCGAAAUUAUUUAACGAAUUUUACAAUGGCUGAAUGCUCAAGUGAUUCGAAAAACGAGCACAAUCAUACCAACGGCAACAAGGACAACGAUGAUGAGUUCUGCGAUCAAUUUCGAUAUUUUGCCAUUUCUACCUGCUGCAUUUGCAAUGGCUAUUACGGCCCAAAUUUCGGCGAACCACUGUGUGGUACUUGUCAUGCGUUCCUAUUCUCCGUACAGCCGCAAGUGGGCAUCGAAGAGCAGUCAGUGAUACCAUCCGACGAUGAAGAUUCGGGUAACGACGAGCCGCCAUACAGUGUGAACGAUCGUCAGGAUCGCGAUGAUCUGGAAGCCGAACUACCUGAAGAAGUGAGCGAAAAUGAGCAGGAGGAAAAUGAGUUCGAAUUGGAACCGAGACCCGAGCCAGCACCACUACCGAAUGUUAACCAUUACAUCAAUCUACUGUCGAAUCCUCAUGACAAUAACAAAUCGGACAAAAAUAUCGACGCAUUGCCGGUUGAAGUCCUCCUGAAAAUAUUUUCGUAUCUCGACGACAUUUCGUUGUGCAAUGCAAGCGGUGUAUGCAAGCAAUGGCGAAAAAUCUUAGAGACUCAUACGCCGCAGUCAAUGUGGAAGAAGUACACAAAGGAAAGGUGGCCACUAUUCCAGCACGUUGGCUUCGUGUCGAAUUGGUUUCAGGUCUAUUUAUCUCUAAUGUCAUCCUGUUUCUGUCGCACUUGCGUCAUUCAAAUGGCACUAAAGACUCCAUUUCAAAGUGUGAAUCACUUGCGAUCGGAACGUCUGCUCGACGAUAUACGCUCAUUGGAUGUUGAUGCUACGGAAGGGAUCGAUGCUGUUCCUCUCGAUCACCAGCUGUCACAUUGGCAAGCCUCAAUCAAAGGACCGAUGGGCAGUCCGUACGAGGGAGGAAAAUUCUUUCUUUACAUAGUCAUACCGUCAAACUAUCCUAUGCUUCCGCCAACGGUACGCUUUCUAACAAAAAUAUUUCAUCCGAAUGUAUCCCGUCACGGCGAUGUUGGCAUCGACAUCAUUCAGCACAAUUGGCUGUUAUCGUUGACAAUAUCAAAGAUUCUGCUGUCGGUUCAAAGCUUACUCACCGAUCCUUUUACAGAGAUAUGCAUGGAACCAGAGUUGGGAAAAAUGUAUGAAAACGAGAGACCAAAGUUCGAAGCAUUAGCUCGGAGGUGGACGUGUAAAUACGCUAAGUUAGAGUUAAAUAUAGUGAAGCCAUCUUAAUUAUUUUCAGAGGAAUAAACACAGUAAUUCUAUGCAAACAAAAAAA